GUCUUUGUUUUUUUUCUAAAUUUAUAAAUUCUUAUUCAAUUUAUCAUCAUCAUUAUUGAAUCACAAUGAAAUCAUCUUUGAUCAUUUCAUUUAUUUUUAUGGUUUGUUGCUGGCGACAAAUCAUUGCCGACACUCCUGCCAAUUGUACUUAUGAAGAUAUUAGAGGCUUAUGGUUGUUUGAAGAAUCAACACCGAUUAAUGAUCGUACAGAAAAAUGUGAUAAUGGUCGUCGUGAAUAUACGAAAAAAAUCUAUGUAAGAUUAGAUUUUCCAAACACUGCUGUCGAUAAAUUCGGUAAUGUUGGCACUUGGACAUUGAUUUAUAAUCAAGGUUUCGAAGUGAUUAUCAAUUAUCGAAAAUAUUUUGCCUUUUCUGCCUAUGAACGUAAAUCGAAUUCAAAAGUAAUUAGUUAUUGUCAUAAAACAAUACCUGGAUGGUCACACGAUUUACUUGGUAAUAAUUGGGCAUGUUACAUUGGUCAUAAAGUAAAUGAUUGGAAUAGUAGUCCAUUACAAAAAAUUGGCUCGGAACAAUUUCCAAUUAAAGAACAUAUUGAACAACCAUUAUAUUUGAAAAAUAUUGAUCUUAGUCAUGCAUUGAGCCAGAAACAUGUUGAUCACAUUAAUUCUAAACAAAAAUCAUGGAAAGCAACCGUAUAUCCAGAAAUGCAAUCAAAAACAGUAGAACAUUUGAUUAAAAUGGCUGGAGGUGAAAAAUCCAGAAUAAUGAGCCGCCCAAAACCAAUACGUGCAACGGAACAACAGCGACACGAAGCUCGUGGUUUACCUGAAUCAUUCGAUUGGCGUAAUGUUGAUGGUAUCAAUUAUGUAUCACCAGUACGUAAUCAAGGCAAUUGUGGAAGUUGCUAUGCAUUCGCAUCGAUGGCUAUGCUUGAAGCUCGUAUUCGUAUCGCAACGAACAAUACUGCAAAACCGGUAUUCUCACCACAAGAAGUGGUGGAUUGUUCAGAAUAUUCACAAGGUUGUGAUGGUGGAUUCGGAUAUUUGAUUGCCGGAAAAUAUGCACAAGAUUUUGGUGUCGUUGAAGAAUCUUGUUAUCCAUAUAAAGCUUAUACUGGAAAAUGUAAACUCGAUUAUAAUACAACGGCUAAAUGUCAACAACGAACAUAUACAAUUAAAUAUAAUUAUCUUGGUGGGUAUUUUGGUGCUUGCAAUGAAGAAGCAAUGCGUAUUGAAUUAGUGAAAAAUGGUCCAAUAGCAGUCGGUUUCGAAGUUUAUAAAGAUUUCAUGACUUAUCGAAGAGGCAUCUAUUCACAUGAUUCAGAUUAUGAAACCGAACAAAAAGUUGGUGUAGAAUUCAAUCCAUUCGUGUUGACCAAUCAUGCCGUCCUUAUUGUUGGUUAUGGACGUGAUGAAAAAUCUGGUGAAAAUUAUUGGAUUGUUAAAAAUAGCUGGGGAGAACAAUGGGGAAUAGAUGGAGGUUAUUUCCUUAUUCGUCGUGGUACCAAUGAAUGCGGUAUCGAAAGCAUAGCAAUGGCAGCAACACCAAUUCCAAAUUAAAUUAAUCAUGAACAUGAACAUUUAUCAAAUCGAAAAAUAUUUUUUUUAAUGAUAAUGAUGAUGAUGAAUAAAUUCAUACAUUAAAUGAAUGACAAUUGUUACAUAAGAAUUUGGUGUGGAAAGAAAAAAAAAUUAUUAUAAUAAACAAAAAAAAAAUGACAGGAAUA
Dermatophagoides farinae (American house dust mite) is the source of this 1687-nucleotide messenger RNA. Its product is annotated as dipeptidyl peptidase 1. Lineage: Eukaryota; Metazoa; Arthropoda; Arachnida; Sarcoptiformes; Pyroglyphidae. Gene Ontology annotation, biological process: proteolysis. The record is from RefSeq and is a predicted model, not a curated record. Gene Ontology annotation, molecular function: cysteine-type peptidase activity.